Messenger RNA from Vidua chalybeata, 4335 nucleotides. Its product is annotated as protein O-GlcNAcase-like. The transcript has 17 exons. Gene Ontology annotation, biological process: glycoprotein metabolic process. Bases 498 to 3770 code for a protein of 1090 amino acids. Gene Ontology annotation, molecular function: beta-N-acetylglucosaminidase activity. The record is from RefSeq and is a predicted model, not a curated record. NCBI's taxonomy places the organism in Eukaryota, Metazoa, Chordata, Aves, Passeriformes, Viduidae.
CCUCCAUCCCCCAGCAAACACUCCAUCCCUCCGCGCACCCUCCAUCCCCCAGCAAACAUUCCAUCCCUCCGCGCACCCUCCAUCCCCCCAGCAAACAUUCCAUCCCUCCGCGCACCCUCCAUCCCCCAGCAAACAUUCCAUCCCUCCGCGCACCCUCCAUCCCGCAGCAAACACUCCAUCCCUCUGCGCAUCCUUCCAUCCCCCUGCGCACCUGCCAUCCCCUCCCGCGAACACUUCAUCCCUCCCCGCGCACCCUCCAUCCCCCCCUGCGCACCUUCCAUCGCUCCGCGCUCCCUCCACCUCUGCGCGCCCUCCAUCCUUCCGCGCACCCCUUCAACCCCCGCUCCCCCUCCAUCCCCCCGCGCACUCGUCUGUCCCCCCGCCGCGUAUCUCUCCGCGCGUUCCUCCGAGCAUUCCUCCAUCCCUCCGCGCAUCACUCCUUCCCCCCGCGCCCCCUGCGCCUGCCCCCGCGCCGGCGGGGCCGCUCCUGCGCGGGGAUGGCGGAGCGGCCGCGCUUCCUCUGCGGCGUGGUGGAAGGUUUCUAUGGGAGACCAUGGUCAAUGGAUCAGAGGAAACUUCUCUUUCAAUGGCUGCAGCGCCGGGGGCUGAACUGCUACAUGUACGCGCCCAAGGAUGAGCUGAAGCACCGGCUGCUCUGGAGAGAGCCCUACACGGAGCAUGAGGCAGCCCGCAUGCGGUCUCUCAUCGAAGCUGCCCAGGAGCAGGGGGUGGAGUUUAUUUUCGCCAUUUCUGCUGGCCAGGACAUGGUGUUUUCCAGCGCCGGGGAUCGGCUCCUGCUGCAGCAAAAACUCAGGCAGGUGGCUGCCAUGGGGUGCCGCUCCUUCGCGCUGCUCUUUGACGACAUCGACCCCUGCAUGUGCCAAGCUGACAGAGAUGUCUUCCCCUCCCUGGCACAGGCUCAGGCCUCUGUGGCCAACGAGGUGUACCAGGAGCUGGGCCAGCCCUCCAUCUUCCUCUUCUGCCCUACAGAAUAUUGCAGCUCGCUCUGCUCUCCCAGCCCCAGCCAGUCCUGCUACCUGCAGACCAUCGGCCAGGAGCUGCUCCCAGGGAUCGGUGUCAUCUGGACAGGCCCCAAGGUGGUGUCACAGGAGCUCUCAGCAGAGCUGCUGGAGGAGGUGGAGGCUGUCCUGAGGCGCCGCCCCGUCAUCUGGGACAACCUCUACGCCAACGACUACGACUGCAGACGUGUCUUCCUGGGCCCCUACAUGGGCCGUGCUCCUGGCCUCAUGUCCAGGCUCCACGGGCUGCUCCUCAACCCCAACUGUGAGCUCCAGGCCAACUUCGUCCCCAUACACACGCUGGGCACCUGGUUUCAGAGCGAGUUGGGGAGCUGUGCCCAGCCUGACCAUGCAGGAAUGGAGGGAGCCCUGGGGGACAGCCAAGGUGCUCAGCAUGGAAGCUACAGCCCCCAGGAAGCCUUGGAGCUGGCGCUGCGUGAGUGGGUGGCCGAGAUGAACCAGCAGGCCUUGGAGCCAGGAGGAAGGACCCCAGGACACCCCAGUGUGGGCCUCAAGGGAGGACCAAAGCUGCAGCCUGGCACGGCGGGAGGGCAGGAGGUCACUCCUGACCCUCAGCCCCACAACUCUGCUCCUGGGGCAGAUCCCGAGCCCUGUGGAGUGGCACCAGAGGAGGGGUGCAGGGAGGUGACCUCAGAGCCUGAGAAGGACAGUGGGAACAGGACAGCUGCUGGCCAUCAGCAGAGCCCUACAAGGGCUGGGGACCAGCUCGCCGCAGGGGGCUGUGAGCCCUCCUCUGCUCUGCCCAGCGUGGCUGGGAGUGCCCAGCCUGUAGGAAUCCCAGUGGCCACCAAGACCCUCCCCAGCCCAAGCCCCACCACGAGCUCCAGUGAUGGGGCCAACACCACUCAGAACAUUUCCUUGCCCACCAGUGAUGCCAGGACAGGGGAUGGCAGCCCCGUCCAGUCUCCCAGCAGCACCCAGCCUGAGGCCAUCAGGGCUGAUGUGCCCCAGACACCCCCAGGACCUGGGGCUGGUGCCAGCCCUGGUGCCCCAGCCCCACUGCCUGAUGAGGUUGGUGCUAGCCCUGGUGCCAUGGCACCAGUGACCCCAGAGGAGGCUGGGCCUGGCCCCAUGGCACCACUGCCCCCCAAGGAAGCCAUAACCAGCUCCCCAGCACAGGUGACCCCAGAGGAGCCCAGGACCAGCCCCAUGGCACCAGUGAUCCCAGAGGAGGCUGGGCCUGGCCCCAUGACCCCCAAAGAUGCUGGGACCAGCCCUACAGCAAAGAUGACCCCAGAGGAGCCCAGGACCAGUCCCAUGGCACCAGUGACCCCAGAGGAGGCUGGCUCUGACCCCAUGACCCCCAAGGAGGCCAGGACCAGCCCCACAUCACAGGUGACCCCAGAGGAGGCUGAGUCCGGCCCCAUGACCCCCAAGAAGGCCAGGACCAGCCCCACAGCACAGGUUACCCCAGAAAAGGCCAGGACCAGCCUCACAGCACCGAUGACCCCAGAAGAGGCUGAGCCUGGCCCUGUGGCACUGAUGACCCCAAAAGAGGCCAGAUCCAACCCCACGGCACCACUGACCCCAGAGGAGGCCGUGUCCAGCCCUACAGCACCACUGACCCUGGAGGAGGUGCGGAUGCUGGUGGAGCUCUUCUACCUGCCCUACCACCAUGGGGCUCUGGCACAGGAGCUCCUGGAGCACUUUCGGUGGCUGCGGGCGAACAGCCUCAGCGUGGGGGUCCCGGCCACGGGGCCUGAUGCCUGCGGGGGCACGCGGUGGCGAGGCCGGGCUCAGUCCUUCCAGCUGCUCUGCGCACGGACGUGCCGCCUGCACAGCCGCUUCGUCAGCACCGCCGGCAGGGCGCUGCUCUACGACCUGCACCCCUACCUCUGGGACAUCCGCAACAUGCUGCUGGCCGCCAGUGCCUUCGUCCUCUGGCUGGAUGGUCACCUCCUCUGCGACCCUGACCCCAAGGGCACCUGGGGGAGCUGCUUUGGCUGGUGCCAGAGUAUCACUGCCCCGAUGCUGCUGGGGAGGGAUGCCGAGCCCUGGGCGCGCCGUGGGGGCCUCUUUGGAGAGCUGCAGGCACUGCUGCCCGUGGGGAACAGCUGUGACCUCUUCUACCAUCCACCCCCACUCUUCCCGUCCAGCCAGCUGUACCUGCUGCGCCCGCUGCUGCCCCUGGACAAGGGAGAGCUUUACCGCAUGUGCCGGGAGAGUUUGGACUGUGAUCCCAAAGUGGCAGAGAUCCUCGUGGCCCACCCGGAUCUCCUCGGUGACAGGCUCCUGGGCAGCUUCCUCAGCCUGAGCCCCGAGUACACCUUUGUGCUGGAGGACGAGGGUGGCCCGUGUGGCUACGCAGCCGGAGCGCUCCACGCCGAAGGCUUCCUGCAGCAGCGAGACAGCAGCUGGCUGCCAGCCACACGGCACAAGUACCCCCCAGACCUGGGCACGGGGGGCCCAGCUCUGGGACAGGAUGCCCUGGAGGAAGCAGUGCUCUUCUUCCACGCAGAGCCACUGGCAGUGCCCCAGCCUGUGCUGAGGCGCUUCCCCUCCCUGGUGCAGCUGGGCACGGCCCCCCGUGUGCUGGACGUGGGGGCCAGUCGCAGCCUGGCCCUCUGCCUGCUGAGUGCACUCAGGGCCAAUGGGUCACGGGGAGUGUUCUGCCAGGUCAGUGACGCCGACCGGCAGCAGCUGAGCUUCUACAGCAAGCUGGGCUUUGUCGCCCUGCCGGUGGCCUGGGGCAGCUCUCCCGGUGCUCAGCUCCUGGGACGACUCCUCUGACGGGGCACAGGGAGGCAGUGCCCCCAGGCCAGGCUGGUUCCCCAGGCCAGGCUGAACCCCCCCCCAUCCCACACAGCGUCGGCCUGAGCAAGCGGGAGCAGAGGGGCACCUCGAGCAGGCCAGGUACACAUGAGAGGGGACAUGGGGGGCGAGCAGGAUGUCACUGGGAUGUGUGCAGGGCUGUGAGGUACUUGGGUAGCAGAGAGUUAUUUCUGCUACUCACGGGAUUUGGCCACCUCUGUGCCACCCCAACUGUUGCUGUUUGCUGGGUACCCUCCACCUUUGCUGGGGAGCCAGGCUGUCUGCAGACCCUCAGGAGGUCAUGAGCAGUGUUUGGGUUUGUGGUCCUGGGUGUCCUUAUCACGCAGGCUGGGCUGCCCAGCUCUCUCCAUCCCCCGUGUGGCUGAAACCAGGCAGCCGGUGCCGGGGCUGGCUCUCGGCACUGAGGACCUGCAUGUGUGUAUGGAUUGAUCUGGUAUGGGAUGCGGUGAGGCAGCCUCUAUUUUUGUGCCUGGGGCCUGAGGGAAGCGCUGUCCUUGGCAAUAAAGCGUUUGCUGGGCUCUCA